Molecule: messenger RNA, 1314 nt
Organism: Rotaria socialis
Lineage: Eukaryota; Metazoa; Rotifera; Eurotatoria; Philodinida; Philodinidae
Source: the annotation of a GenBank genome assembly
AUGGGUCAACAGUCUUUUCGAGGCACACCUAUAAUGCAGUCGUAUGUCAUCAUUCAAUUCUUGUUGCUCCUAUUGGUGAAAGUCGAGAAAUCCGAUGAAAUUUCGAGUCCUAUCGAACCAUUCACUACCUACAAAAAUUCAGCUGAACUCGAAAGAAAUGUUGCUGAUCUUUGGUGGACAGUAGACGAUGCUGAACGAGAGAUCAUGUUCGAAUUGCAUGUCAAAACUACAGGAUGGAUUGCUUUGGGUAUCAGUCCAGCUGGUGGAAUGAGCGGAGCUGAUAUUGGUGUUGGAUGGGUCGAUCGGGCAGGCAAAGUUCACUUUCAAGAUCGGCAUUCAUUCAGUACGUCACGGCCGGUCAUCGACAAUACAACAACAGAUUGGUUUCAUCUGCAAGGUCGUGAACAAAAUGGAUGGACAUCCAUUCAAUUUAAACGCUUGCUUGAUACAUGUGACUCGAUGGAUGUUCCAAUCAGGUCUGGAACCAACGUUCUCAUUUUUGCCUAUGGUCUCGUCGAUCCUGAUAUGUCUCGAUCGGAUGGCGACAUAUCAUAUCAUGAUUCUCGACGAGGUUCACGAAUGAUUCCACUUCGAUCUUAUGGAAGUCCAUCUUCGGAGGAGAAGUUUGUCGGGCUUGACUCAUUUGAGUUUCGGGCCAGCAAUUAUCAUGUUCCAUCGGAUGAAUCAACCUAUUAUUGCAAAGUAUACAAAGCGCCUAAUCAUUUUCAGACAAAAAGACAUGCUAUAGCAAAUCACGUACUGAUCGAUUCGGCUAAUCGUGAUCUUAUUCAUCAUAUGGUUGUUUACGAAUGUGAUCCAGCGGCAACAUUCGAUGAUGCAAAUCUGCCCGACGAUGCUUGCGAUAACGUUUAUGUUCAAGUACCUUUGUGCAUGUCGAACAGUGCCAGUGUAUGGGCUAUUGGUGGUGACUAUAUCGAGGAGUUUCCUGAAGAAGCUGGUUAUCCUGUCGGCGGUAAUUUUCCUGUUAAAUAUUACGUGCUUGAAAUACAUUAUGAUAAUCCGAAACGAGCGUUAAAUCGUACUGACAAUUCAGGAAUUCGAUUUUACAUGGGCAAAGAACUUCGUCAACACGAUAUUGGCUUUCUUUCUUUCGGCACAGGUCCAAAUCCGGCAUCUCUUGCCAUACCACCACAAGUCAACAGAUUUAUUGUUGACUCCUAUUGUGAUCCAAAAGCUUCUCAACAUUUACCUGAAUCUGGUAUCACCGUUUUGUCAGCCUUUCCUCAUACUCAUUUACAAGGCAAGCAGCUUAUUUCAAGUAGAAUUGAAAAUCAGUUUUUACUGUUUACAUGA